CGGGAAAGUCACAUGACGAAAGAAAAAGAAAGUAUGGCGACCAGACAUUGGCAGGAAGAGGGAAACAAACAGAAAAUCGAGGAUAUUGAGGCUGGUACAGAAAUCUGAAUAUGGGAAGGAGCUGUGAUGUUGAUUUUAUUAGCUAGCGUCAAGCCGAAGCGAUGAAACGAGUUGCAGCUCUCGGAAAUGAGCCCAAAACUGACGCAGAUCGCGCGAAACGCGCAUAUAGAGGAGCUGUUGAAGCAAUACGCUGUUUGGAUGACAUCUACAAACAGAAAAAAAUCCUCAGAGAUGUUUUCCGGCAAGAUGCAGUUGCGUUGAGAAAUAGGCUCAAAGAAUACUGUGAGAGGCUGAUGUUUCUCAAUCCAGUGGAAUAUGGACGCAAAGCUGAAGAAGUUUUAUGGCGCAAAGUGUUCUACCAGAUCAUUCAGAUGUUCAAACAUAACAAAAAACUCAAACAGGUCCGUCAUCAUGGCUCUUUAGAAACAGCCUACCGGACUCAUCUGGCUGGAGCCAUGGGCUACUAUCAGCAUCUUCUUUUCCGGCUUCAGCAGGAUUUCCAUCUCAGCCUGACUGGUGUUCUAGACUUCCAGAUGGUCACAGACUCCCGCAUCACAGGAAUCAAUAACAGUCGCAAGAUGUGGUCAUCGAUGGCACAGGAAUGGGCACAGCGAGCUUGUCAUCGCUGUCUCAUUUGUUUGGGUGAUAUAGCAAGAUACCAGCGAGACAUUGACCAUACUCUUAGUGCAGCUUUAUCUCAGAGAUUCUACCAUCAGGCAUUUAUGCUUUUUCCAGAAAUAGGAAUGCCUCAUAACCAGCUUGGAACAUUAGCUGGAGGUAGAUCCUUUUCCUGUGAUGCAGCAUACCACUAUUUCCGAUGUCUGGCCUGUGAUAAGCCAUUUGAUGGUGCCCAGGGCAACUUGAAACGUCUCUUUGAAAAGAACCAGACUCGCAUCCAGCAUCAAAAUCAUGCUGCUCGGGAUCUACCACCUGAUAUGCAGAGGUUGCAGGAUAUUCAGGGCUUUUUAGUGGGCUAUCUAAAAUUAAUGGAGAUAUUCUCUGGGUCUGAAGACAGUAUGCCUGUCACUGAACUUCAGUGCAUGUGCCAGCAGACCCUGCAGGAUUUCAACCUCUGUAUGUUUUACGAGCCUGGAGCUGCAACAACCAUUGAUAUGAUUCAAGACCUCUCAUAUUCUUUGGAUCAUCCUCAGUACCUGGACGACGACCUUGUCUUUAAAAUAAUUACCAGUCUCAUCUGCAACAUCCACUUGCUUCAAAAAAUAGGGUCCAGACAUGUCACUGUUGCAACUGCAUUUUUGCUAGCCCUGUUCUCACACACGCUGAAUCAUGUCAUCAUUCGACUGCAGGGUGCAUUAUAUGACAAAGAAAACCCCAACAAGUUGCUAGAUUCUGGUCUAUUAGCAGAAGAUCACCCAGAUGAAGCCUCCUCAGACUGUAUGGAUGAAGUGUCUCCAAGCCCUCCUGUCAAACCUAAGGAAGAAGUCAGCUCAGAUCGGCGAGAGAGCAAUAGUUCUGGUCCACCUGUCACAGAUGGGAACAUGGAAGAAGGAAAAAAUCUGGCAAAAGAUCCAGCAAAACGAUUGAAAUCAUCUCGUAUCCGAAACCUACGUCGUCGCAGGCGGCGACAUCCAAGUGACAGCAGCAGUGACUUGACAGACAUGUCAGAAGAAUCUGAUCUGAGUGAAGGAGGAGAUGACGUGGAGGAGGACGACGAAAAUCUGUCUGAGGAUUCUGAAGAUGAUCUUGUCAAUUUUUUUGACAAUGACUCUGAUUCAGAGUUGUCUGACUCCAUCAUGGACUCUGAAGACAGACCCUCCCAAAAUGACUCAAAAGUCUUGAACAAGGAAGAUGCUACUAAAUCUUCUGUCAAUGGAGAAAUUUCACCCCAAACAGGUUCUAAAGGUUCCAAAGGUUCUCGUCCAGCAAGAACCCAAGGUGGCAGUGGAGACUGGUCUAACCUGGCAGAACGCAACACCCUGGCCAACAUGUCUUCAGAACUGUUCUCUUCUUCUGGACUCUUUCUUGGACAAAACUUGAGUCUUGACCUGGGACACUAUGCCAAUGGCAUCUCAGCUGCACAUUGUAAUGAAGUCAUGCAAGGGAAGACUCAUGUGCCUGUUCCUCCAGGUUUCCUUUCAUCAGAAGAGGCAAUGCACGUAGCUGAUAUCACAGAAAAACUGGCCAACUUUGUCAUCGAGACUGAUACUGAAGCUAGCAUUGCUCCUACUGAUACUGAACAAUCAGGCAUGACAGACACAGAUGAAGCUGAUAAUGAACAGAGUUCUUCCAGUGCAGCUGAAAAGCAUGAACUUGAACAGCGCCAUCUUCAGCAAGUGUUGCAGGUCAUUCAGGGUGAAGGUCUUCUGACAGUGGUGAAGAUUAUGUGUGACUGGAUGAUCUGUCAGGCUCCCAUUAUUACAGCUUGUGCACAAAGUUCCCAGUCACUAUGGAAUCGACUGUCUGUUCUUCUUAACUUUCUGCCUCAUGAAAAUGACUUAGUACAGCAUGAUGAGUGUUGGCAGGAAGAGCUCAAAGGGGUGAUCGCCAGCACACGGUGGCAACAAUGGAUGCAGGUCUUUCCAAUUACAGAAGAUAUCGAGUUAUGUCAGUUACCACCUCUGGCAGAAAUUCACGCUCAUUUGGAUUUCACAACAUCACAUAGAGGCCAGCUGACUGACAUGCAAGAGACUUUUGUGCGUAUAUGUGCAUUACGACACUUUGGCUACUUCCUGUCGAAAAUGGAGGGCUUUGAUUUCACGUAUCAAGAUGACCAGGCUAUGUUCUUUGGGCCUAAAAGCCCAGAGGAUGUGAAUGACGGGAAUGAGAAGUUAGCACAAGAGCGUAUGAGAGACGCGGACACCAGGCGCAAUCAACUCAUGAGGGACAUGGCUCAGCUGCGCUUGCAGGCCGAGGUGAGUCAGCUAGAAGGAUGCUUGGAGUCGGCGCAGCAGCCGCACUUCCCACCAUACGUCAUCGUGGACGCCGCAUCGCUGUGCACGGCCCUCGGCUUGGUGCGGGAGCUGGCCCAGAGUUCCCGCUGCAUCGUCAUCAUCCCACUAGCAGUGAUUGAUCAGCUGGAUGUCCAGAAGAAGGAGAGUAGUGGGGCAAGGGAGGCUAUUCGUUGGCUGGAGGCAGAAUUCCGGCGUGGAAACAGGUACAUUCGCGCCCAGAAAAGCAAUGAGACUGUUAGUGCCAACAACCAACGCAUCAGCAAAAAAAGACAUCGGAAUCUGUGGUACAUGAUGGAGGUGUUAGGCUGCGGGCGUUACCUGGCUAGACAGAGCAGUCAUUUUACCUCCGGGUCUGUGGUGGCCAUCCUGACGGCGCACUCCCUGUUCGCUGACAACCCGCCAGCACCAGUUCAACAUGUGCAGACUGCCAGCCAGGAGGAAGGGGUGUCCAUUGAGAAUAUCAAGGAGUUUGUCAGCAAGUGGCGUCCUGUGUGGCAGAGCAAUGGCUGAGCUCCUGGCCAAGCUAAGGGACUGUCGUCCUUGAAUUACACAACAAGCCUUCGUGACCGUGUCUCGGGAGUGAGUGCCCUCGGUAACCACUCGACAACAGGCGGAAAUCAGCGGUCAUGCGCGGCAGCAGUGCAGAGGGGUACUUCUGGCCUUCUGCCUUAGCCACCGCCAGUGUCCACCCCAACUCGCCUGUUGCUCGCGUACCCACCCACACACCUACCCCACUUCUUGGUUCUACAGGGUGUGUGUUUGCAGGUGGAUCGUUUGUUGGCUGCAUCUUUGUCUUUGGAGACUUUAACAUCAGUCUUUGGUUUAACGGGGAUGAGGGAAUCAGUGAUUUAAGAUGAUCGUGAUAAUGAUGGCAACGAUUACGGUGAUAAAUAUGAUGAGAAUAAUGAUGAUGAUGAUGAUGAUGACUAAACUGAUGAUAAUAAGGAUAUAAGAAGUAGUCCAGAUAAUAAUGAUGCUGAUUGCAAUGACAGUGCUUAUGAUCAGAUGCUAUGCUCUUGCUGUAGGAGUUUUUCCGUUGAAACAAAAUCUACCUUGAGAAGUAGGCUGUCGCGUCCCUUUGAACUCAAAAGGGACUUGCUUAAUUACCUUCUGUUAGUUUCACUUAUUAAAGCAUGAUGGAUGAGAGGAAAAGACGCUGAAGUAGGUUCUCUGUCUUUGCAAACAUCAGCCGUGAAUAUCAAGUUAUUUGAGAUGAUGCCUUUUCAGAGCUUGCAGCAGUAGAUGAUAGUACCGUCUGUAACCCUACUGGCACAGUUUCUGGUAUAACAGUAAACAGGGUUGGGGUUUGUUUUGGUUUUGUUUGGUUUGUUUAUUAUUUUUUUUAAUUCAUCUAUAUUUGUACCCGAUAACCUUUUAAUGCUUUUUAUUUUCCGUUUGUUUUAAGUAACAGCGUGCAUAUUUUAUGAGCCAAUCAAGCUGUGCACAGCCAAACCACGGUUUUAUGUAAGGCGUGUGCCUGUGCGUGCACGUGAGGACGCUGUAUGUAUGUGCGUGAAAGAACUGGAAGCAGCAGACUUCUUUCAGGAAGGGAACUAAACAGCUGAUGAUCGGACGUGUCAUGCGAGAAAAUGUUGGGAGGGAAAAUCACAAAAGGACGUGGAGUAUGGUGAUGUUCACCAUCUGGGUAGAUGCUUAACUCCACCCCAAAUCCCUUCUGUCUCCCAUCCCCACGUCUCCAGCUUCUCUUCCUCCUCCUUUUACGCUCACUUCUGUUACAGUUUUAUUUAAAAUCCAAUAAAGAAUACAAAUCAG
Molecule: messenger RNA, 4745 nt
Organism: Pomacea canaliculata
Lineage: Eukaryota; Metazoa; Mollusca; Gastropoda; Architaenioglossa; Ampullariidae
Product: protein SMG5-like
Exons: 26
Coding region: 162-3482 (1106 amino acids)
Biological process (GO): nuclear-transcribed mRNA catabolic process, nonsense-mediated decay
Cellular component (GO): telomerase holoenzyme complex
Molecular function (GO): protein binding; telomeric repeat DNA binding; telomerase RNA binding
Source: RefSeq, a predicted model, not a curated record